This is a messenger RNA of Cetraspora pellucida, 197 nucleotides long. The record is from the annotation of a GenBank genome assembly. NCBI's taxonomy places the organism in Eukaryota, Fungi, Glomeromycota, Glomeromycetes, Diversisporales, Gigasporaceae.
UUGGAUAUAUUGGGGUUACUGAAGACAAAGACGCUGAAUACAUUGGGGUUACUGAAGAUAUCAAAGAUGCUGAAUACAUUGAUGAUACUGAUGUUAGAAACUCGAAAAAGCUGGUGAUUUUAGAAGUUCCUCUGGCAGCAUUGGCAAGAAUACCAGAAGUCUUAUUCACGCCGCUUCGUCGUCAGUUCCUUCCUGAG